Triticum turgidum subsp. durum (durum wheat) is the source of this 822-nucleotide messenger RNA. Lineage: Eukaryota; Viridiplantae; Streptophyta; Magnoliopsida; Poales; Poaceae. The record is from the annotation of a GenBank genome assembly.
AUGAAGCUCUUUUACCAAAUAGUGUGCGGCCCCCUUUGUACACCGAGCCCUAUUUCGACGGUGGAGUGGUACUUGGUAUUCACAUCCUUGGCAGUCAUUCUUUCCCAGCUCCCAAAUCUCAACUCGAUUGCUGGGCUUUCGCUUAUCGGUGGCGCCACAGCGAUAAUGUACUGCACCAUGUCAUGGGUUCUCUCUGUGAGCCAGCAACGGCCGGCAGCAGUCUCUUAUGAACAAGUGAGAUCCACUUCUUUUGGCUCAUCACUGUUCUCUACCUUGAAUGCUCUUGGGAUAAUAGCCUUUGCAUUCAGGGGACACAAUCUUUCAUUAGAAAUACAGAUGCCACCAGGAGGGAUCCUGACCGCCCUCUACAUCUUCCACGGCCACGACAUCUCUCGUGGGCUCCUCGCGGCGACGUUCCUCCUCGUCGUGUUCAACUGCCUUAGCAGCUUCCAGAUAUACUCCAUGCCAGUGUUCGACAGCUUCGAGGCCUUCUACACAGGUCGCACCAACCGGCCCUGCUCAGUCUGGGUCCGGUCCGGAUUCAGGAUCUUCUACGGGUUCAUCUCGCUCUUCAUCGGCAUCGCUCUGCCGUUCCUCUCCAGCCUCGCCGGCCUUCUGGGCGGCCUAACGCUGCCGGUGACGUUUGCCUACCCGUGCUUCAUGUGGAUCUGCAUCAAGAAGCCUGAGAGGUUCAGCUACAGCUGGUACGUGAACUGGGGCCUCGCCCUGCUCGGCACCGCCUUCAGCUUGGCCUCCUCUGUGGGUGGUGUCUGGAGCAUCAUUAACACUGGGAUGAAGCUCAAGUUCUUCAAGCCCAACUAG